Molecule: messenger RNA, 1242 nt
Organism: Chrysoperla carnea
Lineage: Eukaryota; Metazoa; Arthropoda; Insecta; Neuroptera; Chrysopidae
Gene: Bub3
Product: mitotic checkpoint protein BUB3
Exons: 3
Coding region: 184-1179 (331 amino acids)
Biological process (GO): mitotic spindle assembly checkpoint signaling
Cellular component (GO): bub1-bub3 complex; mitotic checkpoint complex; kinetochore
Molecular function (GO): ubiquitin binding
Source: RefSeq, a predicted model, not a curated record
AACGACUUAUUAGCUGUUUAAACAUUAACGAUUAGUUAAUUAAUCUUAAUGUUGAUUUAUGAUUUUAAAUACAUUAGAUAUUUAGACACUAAUCAGAAUAAAAAGAUGAAAUAAACAAAUUUAGUAAAGAUCGAUUAUAGCCAAUAAAUAAAAAGCGAUUAACAAAUAACAUAACCUAACAAAAUGGUGUUUGCUGAAGCUCAAACAGAAUUUAAAUUAAAACAAGUAGCAGAAGAACCGAUAUCGUCGGUUAAAUUUGGUGCACAUUCAAAUCAACUUUUGUUAGUUAGUUCAUGGGAUUCAACUGUACGUUUAUAUGAUGUAUCUGCCAACACUUUACGACAUAAAUACAAUCAUGAUGCUCCAGUAUUAGAUUGUUGUUUUCAAGAUGCUGUGCACUCGUAUAGCGGUGGAUUAGAUAACACCUUAAAAUCGUACGAUUUUAAUACAACAACAGAAACCGUAAUUGGUAGUCACUCAGAAGCGAUACGAUGUGUGGAAUAUGCGUCUGAAAUCAAUGCAAUUGUAACCGGAAGUUGGGAUGCAAACAUUAAGUUAUGGGAUAGUCGAAUGCCUGGAUCAUGUACAGGAACAUACAAUACAGCCGAUAAAGUUUAUACAAUGAGUUUGUGUGGUGAGAAACUGGUAGUAGGUACCGCAAAACGUAAAAUAAUUGUAUGGGAUCUACGUAACAUGGCAUAUCCAAGUCAAAAACGUGAAUCUAGCUUGAAGUACCAAACACGAGCCAUACGAUGUUUUCCAAAUAAACAAGGUUUUGUAUUGAGCAGCAUUGAAGGGCGUGUAGCAGUUGAGUACUUAGAUCGUAAUCCAGAAAUUCAGAAGAAAAAGUAUGCAUUCAAAUGUCAUCGUAUUAAGGAAGAUGGUCUUGAACGUAUUUAUCCUGUAAAUGCAAUCAGUUUUCAUUCACAAUAUAAUACGUUUGCUACUGGUGGAAGUGACGGAUAUGUCAAUGUUUGGGAUGGUUUUAAUAAAAAACGAUUAUGUCAAUUUCAUCGAUACAAUACAUCAAUCACUUCACUUAGUUUUAGCCAAAAUGGUACUGUGUUGGCCAUUGCAUGCUCUUACCUACAUGAAAUGGAAGCGCCACCAUCAACACCUGAACCUGAAACAGCCGUUUAUAUUCGUCAUGUUACCGAUCAAGAAACGAAACCCAAAUAAAUAAACAUCGGAAUUGUGUGCGUGAAAUAUUUAUUUAACUUAAAUUUAAUAUCGCUAUACAUA